AUGGCAUUCAAGGCUCUCCUGCCGUUGCUGGCGCUUGCGGGCGCGGGGUUCGGGUGGCAGCACAAGACCGAGGCCGAAGUUCGCGAUGCCCUCAAGUCCAACGAGUUUAGCCUGGUAGCGUUUGUUUCGCCCUCAACCGACGUGAGCAAAGCCCUCGAGCAGCACUGGUCCGCCGUCGAGGAAGCGAUCCCGACCGCCCUGUCCGUUGACUGCCUGGCCCACCCUUCGCUGUGCGCCGACCUCGACGUUGUCUCUUUCCCCGCCAUCCGGCUGUAUCUCCAAGACGGCACGAAACACCGCUUCCGCGGCCCUAGGAAGGCGUCCGAGAUCGCUGCCUUCGUCCGCCGCAUGCUUCGCCCCGCCGUGACCCUCCUCGACGAACAAUCCGCAACCUCCUUCCGCGACGAAGACGACGUCGUCAUGAUCGCUCACGUGACCGAGUCGGAGACGAACCUGCGCGAGCGCUUCACCGGGAUGGCCGAGCAGUACCGGGACCGUCACACCUUUGGGCUGACGACGAUCGACGAGGCGCCGGGCCGGAUCGGGUGCUACAACAACGCGGACGGGUCGUACCACAUGACCUCGGAGCUGGAUGAGGUCGGCGCCAUGGAGAACCUGCUGCGCUCGUGCGCCUCGCAGCUCGUGCCGCGGUUGACUCGCCGGAACGAGGCCGAGCAUUUGAGCACCGGAAAAUCGCUGGCAUACUUCUUCUCGAAGGACGAGGGGAACCUUGACGCGUGGACGUCCGCCGUCAAGCCGCUGGCGCGCAAGUACCACGAAUACAUCACCUUCGUGACGGUCGACUCGGGCGAGUACCCGGAGAUGCCGGGCCUCUUCGGCCUGCGCGCCAGCGCCAGCGAGGGCGUCGUCGUGCAGAACCCGUCCGCCGGCCUGGCGUUCCCUUUCAAGGGGGACAAGAUCACGGUGGAGGCCGUGGACCGGCACAUCCUUGACAUUUCCGAGGGCAACGCCGAUGCCUGGCAGGUGGGCUCGCCGGCCCUGGAGGAAGAGGAGCCAGAGGAGGUGCCGGCGCAGGCGGGCGAGGAGGAGCAGCAGAAGGCUGCCCGGCAGGAGGAGAAGAAGACCGGGGGCGAAGAGACGAGUGGGGGCAAUGCGGCGGCGCACGACGAGCUCUGA
Messenger RNA from Colletotrichum graminicola M1.001, 1137 nucleotides. RefSeq lists its product as uncharacterized. Gene Ontology annotation, cellular component: endoplasmic reticulum. Gene Ontology annotation, molecular function: protein disulfide isomerase activity. The record is from RefSeq and is a predicted model, not a curated record. Lineage: Eukaryota; Fungi; Ascomycota; Sordariomycetes; Glomerellales; Glomerellaceae. Gene Ontology annotation, biological process: protein folding; response to endoplasmic reticulum stress. The coding region runs from base 1 to 1137 and encodes 378 amino acids. The transcript is spliced from 6 exons.